CUAUGAUAAUAAAAAUAUAUACUUUAAUAUUAUAUGAUUGCAAUGAUUAUAAAAUUUUCUAUAUUUAAUUACUAUUUAUACAAUUAGAACAAUCUCAGGAUAUCUGUACAUUAAAUAAUAAAUUAAUUUUUCAAUGUCAUUCACAAUUUAAUAUAAUCUUUUUUUUGAUUUAUGUUGGUCCUUCUGUUAUUUUUCGCGGCAACGCGGUAAUAAGACGCUAAAGUGCUAGAAAUCCCGCCGCGUUGUUCGUAGUUAUUUCUUGUAUUUUAUAGCUAUUGUCUAAAAUGAGCAAAGGAAAGGAUUCAUCCCCUGCAGAAACUGCAGGAGGAGAAGAAUUUAGUGUUGAGAAAGUUUUAGACAGGAGAGUAGUUAAAGGAAAAGUUGAAUAUUUUUUAAAAUGGAAAGGAUACUCAAAUGAAGAAAACACGUGGGAGCCAGAAGAAAAUCUUGAUUGUCCAGAUCUAAUUGCACAAUUUGAAGAACAACGAAAAAAGAAAGAAGCAGCUGCAGCUGGUAAACGAUAUGAAGACAAAGAACAAAAGAAACGAAAAAGUUCAAGUGGGCCUUUACCUACUCAUACUAAGAAAAAAGUAACUGAAGAAAAGAAACCUGAAGGUUUUGAUAGAAAUUUGGAACCUGAACGUAUUAUUGGUGCAACAGAUUCAAGUGGAGAAUUAAUGUUUUUAAUGAAAUGGAAAGGAACAGAUGAUGCAGAUUUAGUUCCUGCUCGAAUUGCCAAUGAAAAAUGUCCACAAAUCGUAAUAAAGUUUUAUGAAGAACGAUUGACAUGGCAUAGCCCUGCUCAUGAUGAGGAAAGUUCAGUAAAAGCUGAUGCAGAGUAGCGUUCAGCUUUCCGAUAUACAUACACAGCACGCUUUAGGAUAUGUCGCAUAUAACAAAAAAUAGCGUGUACAAAAUGAAAAAUAUGAAGAUUGAUUAUUGCACAGUAAUAAUGUUAUCAAUUUUUUUUUAAAUAAUUAUUGAUGAACUAUUAAAAUUAAGUAAACAAACAUUAAAU
Apis florea (little honeybee) is the source of this 1018-nucleotide messenger RNA. Its product is annotated as chromobox protein homolog 5. The record is from RefSeq and is a predicted model, not a curated record. Lineage: Eukaryota; Metazoa; Arthropoda; Insecta; Hymenoptera; Apidae. Gene Ontology annotation, cellular component: nucleus.